Molecule: messenger RNA, 532 nt
Organism: Pelagomonas calceolata
Lineage: Eukaryota; Pelagophyceae; Pelagomonadales; Pelagomonadaceae
Source: the annotation of a GenBank genome assembly
CAAUUCUCUCAGCGCUGCGGCCCACAAAACCAUGAAUUACUUGGCAUGGGCGAUGCACGGCUACCUACGGGACACGGACGAGUUGCCGGAGAGGGCGGUGUUGGUCUUCAAGGCUUCGAGGUACUUCAUGACGGUGGACUGGCUCCUGCCGGUGCUGGACCUGGUCCCCAGCGAAGCGAUCCGGAUCAAGGCGGACGCCGGAAUAGGGGAGGGCGAGAGCCGGAGAGGGAUGAUAGCGGACGGAGUCGAGGCCCAGACGCUCGAGGCGGUGGUCGACCAAGCCGUACUGGUGGCGGUCAAAUUGGACGCCGACUUAUCGAUGUGGUUACGGGACUACGCGACGGCCGGGGCGGACGGAGGGUUCCCGGAGAUUGCAUAUCUCCGGCACGUGACCCCCCAUAGCCGGGCGCGGGUUCCGAGCGAGGAGACGUGGACCGAGCGCGGGCCGUCGGCUCCGGUUCCGUCGAUUGUGGAUGAAAACUGGGCUGGAGUUGAUAUAAUGUCCCAUUUGGACGAUAGAUGGCGGCGUUAA